AUGCUUCUCCUGUCCGCGACUGUUGUCUGGGUGCUCCGGCACUUCAUGGAGCUGCCCGCCGGCAGAAAGUUUAUUCGCAUUUUCUCCAUCACGGGCAUUUCUCGCGCCAGGAUGAGCUCCGCGCGUCUGUACACGACGGUGGAGAUGGAUGGGAAUUUAGAGGACGAUAUUAGACUUGAGGACGAUGUGGAUGAUGCGUUUGAGGUAACUGGGCUUAGGGGGCCGCUGUUUGGUGUGGUUCAGAAUUGGUUAACAUUGCUCGCCCGAAAGGCCGUCCUGAUUAUCUUUAUUCUGGACACGACCAUUGGAGUCGGGAUAUGGCUCCCGUUCACGCUGGGAAAGACGACAGCUUUGCUCCCACUGGACCCCCCACGGUUGUUUUACAUCCUACACCUGCCUAUCCGCGCAAUCCGCUACGUUAUAGAUCCGGUCGUGGACGUGAUCACCUACGUGACGUCUCGCACCGUUGUGCCGUUGGUCGUUGGCGCCUCGCGCCUUUACUGGACCGCGCUGCAGCGCCUCGUGCAGUUCGCCGUGACAAAGUCGGGUAGGAAGGAGCAAGCGUGGGCCGAGCCUCGCUUGGCCUCGCGCGGGCACGAAGUGCGCAGCGGCGUUGUCACUGCGCGUACGGGCUGGGUGCGCAUGGCGCUCGGCCACGGGCCGCACGAGCGGGUGUUCGCGAUCUUACUUUGCUACGCGGUUGUCGGUUUUGUGCUGGCUUUGUAUCUGAAUUACUUUACGGUGCGUAAUGCGAGGAGUGCGGGCCGGGCGGUGUGGAUGGCUGUUAGGCAGCAGCUAUUGGUGCUCAAGGUUGCGAUGUUCAUCAUUGAGCUCAUCAUCUUCCCGCUUGGCUGCGGAAUUAUGCUUGACGUGUGCACCGUCUGGCUCUUCCCUGAGGCAACGAUCGAGUCGCGCGCCGCGUUCUUCCUACACGAUAAGAAGUUCCACCCGAUCCGGGCCAUUCUCGAUCGGCCGACGCUCACCCAUAUCCGCAAGCUGCUCGUUCCGGCGCUGAUGUACUCGCUCGUUGUCGCGUCAGGCGUGGGCAGCGUUGCGACGCUGCUGUUUGUGGUUAGCAAGUCCAUCUUUCCCGAUUCCAUGGAAGACGAGGCGUCCGUGCGCGUUUGGAAACAGCUUGCCUCGAAACUGCGUCCGACAUUGUACAUGUUCGGGGACCGUCCCAGGAACGAAGAGGUGACCGUGCAAUACAAGACGUGGCCCGCGUCAUUCCGGCGCUCUGUCGAAGAUGGAGUUUCCGUCGAGAUAUCCGAUGAGGAGUACCGUCGCGUGCCGUCUAGCGACAACAUCACACUGCCCAAGGACAUGCUGGACGAGGAAGCGGCGAAGCUUAGGGCGGCGCAGAACACGGAGGAAAUCAAGUCGAAGCGGAACAUCGAGGACUUUGUCGUCGUGUACAUCCCUCCUCAAUUCCGCUGGCGCAUUAUUUGCUUCAUCCUCGCGGGCUCGAUUCAUGACCAUCCAACAUCGGGAUCGCCCACGUUGCUUUACCUCGUCCGCUGUGCUGCACCUGCGUUGCCCGUCCUCGCCUUCGCAGUGCGGUUCCCCACUGGAUCACUGAGCGUCACAAACGUAUCCAGCAAAAGCGCUUGGACCGCUCUCCAGUGGCACAAGGGCCCCCUCGAGCACAAUCUUCACCGCAAAGAGGGACCGCAUCCGCUCGCCCUUCUCGGGCUCCGGCGGCGCCUGCGCGAUCACGUUCAUCACCCUGUCUACGUUCAUCUGGUUGUACAUGUUGUCAAGCAGGCGCCGCGCCACCUCGACGUUGUUCAGCUUCAACGCAUGACUGCGGCUGGAAAUUAA
Coniophora puteana RWD-64-598 SS2 is the source of this 1821-nucleotide messenger RNA. RefSeq lists its product as uncharacterized. Gene Ontology annotation, cellular component: endoplasmic reticulum membrane. The coding region runs from base 1 to 1821 and encodes 606 amino acids. The transcript is spliced from 11 exons. NCBI's taxonomy places the organism in Eukaryota, Fungi, Basidiomycota, Agaricomycetes, Boletales, Coniophoraceae. The record is from RefSeq and is a predicted model, not a curated record.